This is a messenger RNA of Colletotrichum tamarilloi, 1848 nucleotides long. RefSeq lists its product as uncharacterized. The record is from RefSeq and is a predicted model, not a curated record. The coding region runs from base 1 to 1848 and encodes 615 amino acids. Gene Ontology annotation, biological process: regulation of DNA-templated transcription. NCBI's taxonomy places the organism in Eukaryota, Fungi, Ascomycota, Sordariomycetes, Glomerellales, Glomerellaceae. The transcript has 3 exons. Gene Ontology annotation, molecular function: DNA-binding transcription factor activity, RNA polymerase II-specific; zinc ion binding.
AUGGAGAUCGACCAAGCAACUGGGCCACCACCAGACGGAAACGGGGCUCACUCCCCACUUUCGACGUCUCCCGCCUCACCAGCCAGUGGGCGGCCGAGGGCCAAGAUUAUCAGGAAUCAGAACGCCUGCGACGCAUGUCGGUCCCGCAAAGUCAGAUGUCUCUACGGCUCGGGACAGGGUCGAUGCCAAGGCUGUACAUUCCUCGACAUACAAUGCACUCAUGAACGGCCGCGGAGGAGGAGGGGACCACCAAACAAGUCCGUCCAAGCCCCAGCCCUGCAUCUCAUCUCAUCAUGGGAUGAUGCUAUCCAGCCGACAGCUCACAUACUGACCAACCAUGACAGACACGCACAGCAACAUCGGCAGCAACAACACGAGCAACAGCAAGUAAAUGCUACCGCAUCGGCUGCCAGCCAGAGGAGUCCUUCAGUAUCAGACAUCACCUCACCAGACGUAGGCCUCGCCUACCAAACCUCACCCGCCGCCUCAUCCUCGACCCACACUCAGACACCCCUUUCUCAUUCUCACUCUCACCCUCACCCUCACACAACUGCCACGCCUCACUCAGCAACAGACCUGCGCGCCAUCAUCGCAGGCGCGCCGAGUCCCAACACCACCACGGGAUCCCACCACAGCGACCGUCUCGCCCUCUUCGCCUCCGAAGACCUCGUCCAGCGGAUGCUCCACGACUGGUUCGAGAAAGUCCACGCCCUCGCCCCUGUCCUCCACCGGCGUCGCUUCCUGCACCGCCUCAAAGCCGGCGAGGCAAACACCGACCGCACCUUUUGCGCCCUGGUCGUGAGCGUCUGCGCCGCGACGGUAGCGACGCUGCGGAGGGCCGACUACAGCCCCGUCACGGUCGAGCGGUGUCUGGACUUCAUCGAGGAGCAGCACCUGCUCGACCAUGGCCUUCGGAAGCCCGUCUACUCGCUGGACUGGUGCGUCGCAAUGUACAAUAUCGGCACGUCGGCCAGCUCGAUGAACGAGGACGGGCUGGGUGACAUGGGGUCGUUCCAUGGUAUGUCCGAGGCGGCGGCGGGGGCGAGGUUCCUAGCGUACUACCGCAUGGCGGACCUGGAUAUGUCCGAGCAGCAGCUGCUGAAGAGGCUCUUUUGGCUGAUCUUUGCGGCGUAUUGUAGUGCGGACAUAUUCGGCAGACUGUCCGUAAGUAUCGUCUCUCAUCAAGAGAACCGCGCCCACCUGCGCCCUUUACCCCUGACAGACUCGCAACUCGAGACAGGGCCACAGCUGUCGCACGCGGAAUUACCGCCGUGGCACGGCGAUACAACUUCCUACGUACCGGGGUUAAACCAGCUAAGCGAUCUCUUCCUGAUAUGGCAUGAGGCGCAAACCGCCCCCAUGAGCCUCUACGGCGGCCAAGAAGAGGCUCUCAAGCACUGGCUCGCCAAAAUCCAAACAAUCAUUGACAACUUUCCGCCGGAACUACGCUGGCGCGGGGGUCUGUCCCGCCCUUCUCACAUAACAGAAGGUCACGACACACAAAUCGCUAACCUCUUCAUCACGAGCCUCAACAUCCGCUCCAAUCUGCUGCAAAAGUUCGGUUCCACGGUCAAGACGCGCGCGGCGGAGCACCAGCGCAUCGUUGAUGACCUGCUCGAGAUCCUGUACCACAUGCCGCAGCACGUCCUUGAGCAGAACGGCAACAGCCUGAUCCCGAAGCUGAGGGACUGCGGGGCGGCGUACAUGGAGCAGAUGGACGUUGGCGACGGCGCGCUGGUGAGUGAGGGCGCUAGGCUGAAGCUGGAAAAGUUACUGCGGAAGCUGGAUGAUAUUGACUGCUGGCCUGGCUUGCCUGGGAUCGAGAGCCCGCAGAGUAAUAGGCAAUGA